Messenger RNA from Durio zibethinus, 1651 nucleotides. RefSeq names its product aspartic proteinase Asp1-like. NCBI's taxonomy places the organism in Eukaryota, Viridiplantae, Streptophyta, Magnoliopsida, Malvales, Malvaceae. Gene Ontology annotation, biological process: proteolysis. Gene Ontology annotation, molecular function: aspartic-type endopeptidase activity. The record is from RefSeq and is a predicted model, not a curated record.
ACCAUCAAUGUGACAAUCUUUAAUAAAAACAAAAAAAAAAAAAAAGAAAAGCUUUUUAACAAUUAAAAUUAAAAAAAUUGAAAAGAGCGCGCCGAUAAAUAUAGCAACGGGUGGUCAGUGACAGCCGAGAAGUCACCCUGUUCGUGACGAAGUUAUCGAAGGCUUUUCUUUUUUUCUUCUUCUUUUUCAUCGUAAAAGAAAUGGCAGAGAUGGUUGAUCACAAAAUGAAAGGAAGAAUAGUAGCAUUGAUGAUCAUGGUGUUGAUCUCCCAGGUUCUGUCUGCAUCCUUACAUGGCUGUUUUACAGCACCCGGUCAAGGUCAACUUAGGAAGAGAAGUGCUGUCCAUCCAACGGCUGUUAAUGCUUUUGGCUCCUCUGUUUUUCUUCCUGUUUCUGGCAAUGUCUAUCCUCUUGGGUACUAUUCUGUGACACUUAGAAUUGGCAACCCACCUAAGCCUUUUGAGCUGGAUAUUGAUACUGGCAGUGACCUCACUUGGGUCCAAUGUGAUGCUCCUUGUACUGGUUGCACUCUGCCUCCUGACCGUCUUUACAAGCCGGCUAAGAAAAACUUUCUGGCUUGCAAGGACCCCAUAUGUGCUGCACUUCACUCUCCAAAAUCACAUCAUUGCGAGAACCCUAAUGAAAAAUGUAGCUUUCAAGUUGAUUAUGCUGAUCAUGGCUCAGUUCUUGGUUUCGUAGUCUCAGACUACUUUCCCCUACUCCUUGUCAAUGGCUCCGGUCUUAAUCCCCUUUUGGCCUUUGGGUGUGCAAAUCGUCUGCAAAAUGGCGGUCCACACCCUCCUCCGACCACUGCCGGAGUCCUCGGACUUGGCAAAAGUAAAGCAAGCAUAUCAUCACAAUUGAGUGGCUUAGGUUUAACACAAAAUGUGGUAGGCCAUUGUCUCAGUGGACAAGGAGGGUUUUUGUUCCUUGGAGCAGAUUUUGUCCCUGAAUCACGAAUGACUUGGACAUUGCAAAAUUCCUCUGAUAAACAUUAUUCUUCAGGUCCAGCAGAACUUCUUUUCCGUGGGAAGCCUACUGGUGUAAAUGACCUUAAUGUUAUAUUUGAUACUGGAUCCACCUACACUUACUUGACCUCAAAAGUUUACCAAACUGUGCUUGAUCGGGUAAGGAAAGAUCUCAGUGGAAAACUGCAAGUUGUGAAAGAUAAAGCUCUCCCAAUCUGCUGGAAAGGCACUAGACCUUUCGAAUCUGUGCAAGAUGUUAGGCACUAUUUCAACACCUUUUCGCUGAGGUUUACAGGGGCAAGAGACAUUCAGCUACAAUUACCACCCGAAGCAUAUCUCAUUGUCACUGAACAAGGAAAUGUUUGCCUUGGAAUUUUGAAUGGCACUGAAGUAGGACUAGGAAGUAGCAAUGUGAUUGGAGACAUUUCAUUGCAAGACAAACUGGUGAUAUAUGAUAAUGAGAAUCUGAGGAUUGGAUGGGCUGUUGCAGAUUGUACUUGCCAGCUUAGCGGAUUUUGAAUAACUUCUAUGUAAAAUUAAAUAAAAAGGCUGAACGUAGCUUCGUUCUUUUUGUUUACUUAUAGAGGCCUCAUUCCCUUGUUUCGUCAGUUUGUUUAGUUAUAGUGGCAAUACAAAUGGCUUUACAGAAGACAUUCACAAUGUCUUUUGAUAUGUUUUAUGCA